Molecule: messenger RNA, 4775 nt
Organism: Misgurnus anguillicaudatus (oriental weatherfish)
Lineage: Eukaryota; Metazoa; Chordata; Actinopteri; Cypriniformes; Cobitidae
Gene: mkln1
Product: muskelin 1, intracellular mediator containing kelch motifs
Cellular component (GO): cytoplasm
Molecular function (GO): protein binding
Source: RefSeq, a predicted model, not a curated record
GUGUGUGUGUCUUUGUGAGUGUGAUAUGUAAAUAUAGGUUGUGUAUGUGUGUGUGUUGGUUUGGUCUCGCGUCAAGAUGGCGGUGGCUCCUGACAGCAGAGUGCUCUCCUACAGUGUUUAUAAAUGGAGCUCGUACUCCUCUACAUAUUUACCCGAGAAUAUUUUAGUGGACAAACCUAAUGAUCAGUCUUCCAGAUGGUCAUCAGAGAGCAACUACCCUCCACAGUACUUAAUAUUAAAACUGGAGAGACCAGCUAUCGCCCUGAGCAUCACCUACGGCAAGUACGAGAAAACCCACGUCUGCAACUUAAAGAAGUUCAAGGUGUUUGGAGGCAUGAGCGAGGAAAACAUGACAGAACUGUUGUCCAGUGGCCUUAAGAAUGACUUUAACAAGGAGACAUUCACACUAAAGCACAAGAUCGAUGAGCAGAUGUUUCCCUGCAGGUUCAUUAAAAUAGUGCCUCUGAUGUCAUGGGGGCCCAGCUUUAACUUCAGCAUUUGGUACAUUGAGUUACAUGGAAUUGAAGAUCCAGAUGUUGUCCAACCCUGCCUUAACUGGUACAGCAAGUACCGUGAACAGGAGGCCAUCCGUCUGUGCCUGAAACACUUCCGGCAACACAACUACACAGAAGCCUUCGAGUCCCUGCAGAAGAAAACGCGCAUCGCCCUGGAGCACCCCAUGCUCACGCAUCUUCACGAGCGCCUGGUCCUCAGAGGAGACUUCGAUGCCUGCGAGGAGCUCAUAGACAAAGCCGUGAAAGAUGGCUUGUUUAAUCAGUACAUCAGUCAGCAGGAUUAUAAGCCACGCUGGAGUCAAAUCAUCCCCAAAUGUAACAAAGGUGAUGGUGAUGAUAACAGGCCCGGCAUGAGAGGAGGUCAUCAAAUGGUCAUCGAUGUUCAGACAGAAACCGUGUAUCUGUUCGGAGGAUGGGAUGGCACGCAGGAUUUGGCAGACUUUUGGGCCUACAGCGUGAAGGAGAACCAAUGGGCUUGCAUCUCAAGGGACACAGAGAAAGAGAACGGACCCAGCGCACGAUCCUGCCACAAGAUGUGCAUCGACUCGCAGCGGAGGCAGAUCUACACGCUCGGACGUUAUCUGGACUCCGCCGUAAGAAACAGCAAGUCCCUGAAGAGCGACUUUUACUGCUACGACAUCGAUGGCAACACGUGGACCCUGCUCAGCGAGGACACGUCUGCAGACGGAGGGCCCAAACUUGUGUUCGACCACCAGAUGUGCAUGGACUCGGAUAAGCACAUGAUCUAUACCUUCGGCGGACGCAUUUUGACCUGCAACGGCAGCGUGGAUGACAGCAGGACGACAGAUCCUCAGUUCAGCGGACUCUACGCGUAUCACUGUCAGACUAGCAGCUGGAGCCUGCUCAGAGAAGACUCGUGUAACGCCGGACCAGAAGACAUCCAAUCGCGAAUCGGACACUGCAUGCUCUUCCACACGAGAAAUCGCUGCCUGUAUGUUUUCGGAGGUCAGAGGUCCAAAACGUACUUGAACGAUUUCUUCAGUUACGAUGUCGAUGGUGACCAUGUGGAAAUCAUCUCGGAUGGCACGAAGAAGGACUCGGGCAUGGUGCCAAUGACCGGGUUCACGCAGCGUGCCACCAUUGACCCGGAGCUCAACGAGAUUCAUGUCCUAUCGGGACUCAGCAAAGACAAAGACAAGCGCGAGGAGAACGUACGCAACUCCUUCUGGAUCUACGACAUCGCACGCAACAACUGGUCUUGUGUGUAUAAGAAUGACCAGGCUGUGAAAGAGAACUCCACCAAGGCAUUGCAGGAAGAGGAACCUUGUCCUCGUUUCGCUCACCAGCUAGUCUACGAUGAGCUGCACAAGGUGCAUUACCUUUUUGGUGGAAACCCUGGGAAGUCCAGCUCUCCUAAGAUGCGAUUAGACGAUUUCUGGUCCCUAAAGCUGUGCCGUCCUUCCAAAGAAUACCUGCUCCGACACUGCAGAUACCUUAUUCGCAAAUACAGGUUUGAGGAAAAAGCUCAAACCGAGCCCUUAAAUGCACUCAAAUAUCUACAGAACGAUUUAUCUCUUACUGUGGACCACUCGGACCCUGAUGAGACUAAAGAGUUCCAGCUCUUGCCCUCCGCUCUCUUCAAAUCCAGCUCAGACUUCAUUCCUCUCGGAUUCUCUGACGUGGAUCAGACGUACGCCCAGCGCACUCAGCUCUUCGAUACGCUCGUCAAUUUCUUCCCCGACAAUAUGACCCCGCCCAAGGGUAACCUUGUUGACCUCAUCACCCUCUAGCCACACCCACAAUGUAGACCACGCCCUCUUUAUAUAGUGCUCAGACUCCUCCCACCAAAAAAACCCAAGUUAUUUUUCUAUAUUUACCACCCGAGGUGUGCCAUGCACACCUACUUGUGUUCCUCUUAUAUUACAAAUCACUGAUACUUAUUUCAAAUGCAGAAAUAUAAUUUUCUACUCUGGAGCGCCAGGGUUGUGAAUUUUUUUGUUUUUUUUAAGAUGUUUCCGAGUUGAAAUCUACAUAUCUGCCAAAAUGCAAACUGACUUUGCUUCUUUUAUUUUAUUUUUAACAACAACAAAAAAAACAACAACAAAAAAACCAAUUGCUCAGUUUAUUUUUUUAUUUGAGUUUUUCUCGCUGACAGGGUAAAAUACAGGUGAGUUAUACAUUUGAACAGUUUACAUUGUUAAAGGGGCAGAUUUUAUUUGAUUUAUGGCCGACAGGAGCUCAUUACUGCAUCACUAUUAUACUAAAUCACAUUUUUAUUGACAUACAUGCGCAACCAGUGAAGGGAAAGAUCAGAUGAGAGGCCGUUUACGGGAUCUUUAUUAUACAUUUACAUUUAUAAUGUAUAUCAAAUAGGAUCCAUUGUGAUGCAGUUUUGAUAUUGGAUUUAAUAUCCAGGCUUCAAAGUAAGCCUGCUGCUGCUAUUGGAUGCUGUCAUGCGACAUCAGAUUCCAAAACUACGAGUUAUCAACAAACCUUUAUAAUUAAUAUUUAAACAUGUUUAUAAUAAAUGUGUCGUGGACACAUUUAGAUGCACAAGAAAUAUUUUUGUGUGUGCGGCUGCGUGCGUGCGCGCAUUCGGCUGCGUGCAUGCGUUCGGCUGCGUGCGUUCGGCUGCGUGCGUGCGGGUGCGUGCGCGUUCGGCUGCGUGCGUUCGGCUGCGUGCGUUCGGCUGCGUGCGUUCGGCUGCGUGCGUUCGGCUGCGUGUGCGCAUUCGGCUGCCUGCGUGCGUGCGGCUGUCUGUGUGCGUUCGGCUGCGUGCGCGUUCGGCUGCGUGUGUGCGCGUUCGGCCGCGUGCGUGCGUUCGGCCGCGUACGUGCGUUCGGCUGCCUGCGUGCGUUCGGCUGCCUGCGUGCGUGCGGCUGUCUGUGUGCGUGCGUUCGGCUGCGUGUGUUGGGCUGCGUGCGUGUGUUGGGCUGCGUGCGUGCGUGUGUUGGGCUGCGUGCGUGCGUGCGUGCGUGUGUUGGGCUGCGUGCGUGCGUGUGUUGGGCUGCGUGCGUGCGUGUGUUGGGCUGCGUGCGUGCGUGUGUUGGGCUGCGUGCGUGCGUGUGUUGGGCUGCGUGCGUGCGUUUGGAUGCGUGCGUGCGUGCGUUUGGAUGCGUGCGUGCGUGUGUUUGGAUGCGUGCGUGCGUGUGUUCGGAUGCGUGUGUUCGGCUGCGUGCGUGCGUUUUUUUUCACCUAGUAACAUCAUCACAAUCAUAUCCAUUAGCGAAUGGAUUACUGCAAUGACAAAAACUGAAAAAGUGGAAGAAAUGAAUUCCAUUGAGUUCAAUAGAAGUGUAGAUUGCUGAUUGUAUUGACUAAAAGUGUCUACAUGUGGCUGCUUUUAUCUGAUAUUUAAUAUCCAUUACAUUGCAUAGACUGUUGAGCUUUCGGUGUGAAACUUACUGGUACCAACUCCACCUUAUUGGGACCACCGAAGAACCCCCUCACUAUUUAUUGCUAUUGUUAUAUUGAUUAAUAUUAUUAAUUUUUGCUAAACUUGAGCACAUAUGAUACUGAAUGUCUUGUUUCAUCUCCCUGUGUGUUGUUAUGGAUAGGUUUGGUCUUUGGUGUGUUUAGGCGUGUGCGCACUUUGACAGCCGUUUGUCUCCCUAUGCACGUGAAUAUGAAGUAAUCGGAUCGCUCUUAAAUUUUCGGUAGUUCCAGCCUCACUAAAGAGACCAAUGAGGUAGUACGCUGUGCUCAUUGUGUCAUCACAACCUCCCUAAAUAUCAUCUUCAGUCCCUUGAACACUCAGUAUUAGCUUUCCGCUCCUGUGCAGUGAGGCGUGUUGAUGUGGGUGUACGUUUAACCCAGAAGAGUGUGAAAGUUUGACGACCGUUUGUGAUUUAUAGACUUCAUUAAUUGUAUUUUCUUUCCUGGAAUGGAAACGUUUUGCGUUUGUGAUUUAUUGGAUUACGGGGCUUUCUUUGCCUUUAGUAGUUAGCAUUGUUUUUGUACCAGGAAGAAAGUAAAAAAACAAAAUCAUGAAAUAAAAAAUAAAACACGAGAGGAUCGAUAUUUACAAGAGACUUUUGUUGCACUCAAUGCCAAAUACGUUUUCUUGUUUUUGGUGUACAUUUCUGCAGUGUCAGAGAUGAAGUAAUGAGUUUUCUUUUCCUCUGUCCUGAAAAUUUUCAUCUUGACGGCGUCCCCGUCUGCUCUCGAUCGAGGACGCGGCGAGAUGACCGCACUACACUGUGGCUCUCAUGAAUGUGUAGAAACUAUUAAUGAAACUGCAUUGUAUGUAAUGUACAUAAAGAAUAAAGAUUGUAUUUUGUUCAAGUUUUCUUACAAAAA